ACCAACCGCACUCACGGCAAGGGCUUUAGUCCAGCCAAGGUCAUCCCCAAGGAUCUCGGGCGAAGCUGUCCCGACUGUUCUCUUAUUAACUCUAGUCUCGUCAGCCGAAGUGGACAAGAGUGCGGAUAACCCGAGGAGUGUAUUCCGGAGGGUACAAAAGUGCGCGAGAAGCCACCUUUGCUGAGCCUAUGAAGAAUGGCAUUCAGAGAAAAAGUCUCGUUAUCUUUCAUUGAUCCCUGGCUAUGCAUCUCAACCAUCUUUCGGCUUUGACGAGCGCUGCUGCUCUUCUGUCCUUGACUAGCCACGUCCAAGCGCAGCAGCCAUUCCACGACUGGAAGAAAGCAUACGAUGCUGCCGAACAACAAAUCAUAACAUGGUCCACCGAACAAAAGGCCAACAUAUCUGUCAGAGGUGGCACUGCUCCUGGAUUCGUGCCCUUCGAGCCCAGCGAUGGACCUACAGGUCUAUCCGGCGGACAAGGCGUGUCCGGUUGGAUUGGAGGCCAGACUAUCAGCAGCUCCUGGAACCGGUCCCUGGUGGCAGACCAGUAUGCGCGUAUGGCUGUGGAAUUUCGCGAGAAGGGGUAUAAUAUGCUGCUGGGCCCGUCCACGGGCCCUCUUGGGAGGAGCCCGUAUGGAUCACGGCUUUGGGAAGGGCUUGGCUCUGAUCCGUAUCUUAACGGGAAGAUGUUUGGGGCAGGAGUGAAGGCUAUCCAGGCGCAGAAUGUGAUUUCUUGCGGUAAACAUUAUAUCGCCAAUGAACAGGAGACCAAUCGUACGUCCUAUGAUAGCGACGACCCUGUGAUGCGGACCUCUAGCAAUCUAGAUGAUAGGACUCUACACGAGCUUUACCUCUGGCCCUGGAUUGACGGUGUUGCAAACGGCAUGGGCUCCGUGAUGUGUGUUAUGAACCGAGUCAACGGCGUCAUUGGCUGUGAGAAUGACCAUAUAAUGAACGGUGUAUUGAAGAAUGAGACAGGCUUCCAGGGCCUCAUCGUCCCCGAUGUCACUGCGCCCUUAAACAAAACCGCUGGUCUCCUCGGCGGCCUUGACUGGAACUCAGGAUAUAAUAUCACCGAGAUACUGGCUGCCAUCAGGAAAGGCGAUAUCCCUGAGAGUGUUAUGGCCGAGCACGCCUUAAGAAUCGUGGCGACGCAGCUUAACCUCCUCGAGGCCCCCGAGCAGUAUCCAUCGCCUUCGGACACAGAGACCCUCAACGUCCGAGACCCCGAUAGCAAGCACUUCAUCCGCAGAGCAGGAACAGAAUCCAUCGUCCUUCUAAAGAACAAAAACGAAACCCUACCGCUCCGCAACCCUAUCUCCAUCGGAAUCUUCGGCAAAGACGCAGGAAACCUCGCAACCGGCCCAAGCCCUAAGUCGAACUUUGCUACCUUCGAGGGAGACACCUACGAUGGACACCUCAUCACCGGUGGCGGAAGCACCUCACCUGCGCCGUAUGCUAUUUCGCCCUUGGACGCCCUUACUGCAAGGGCUGCAGAGGGCAGCGGGUUUAACUAUAGAUAUAUCCUUUCGGAUAACUGGACAGUCACGCCUCCGCCGUCCACAGGCGAUGGCUUCUUCCAGAGCUUCGAGGUCUCUGUCUCUGAAUAUGCUUCGAUGUCGGAAUACUGUCUUGUUUUCAUCAAUGCUUUUGGCAAAGAGGGCGCAGACCGACGCACCCUUGCUGACCCGGUUGGCGACCAGCUCGUCAACGAUGUUGCUGAUUACUGCAGUAGGACGAUUGUGGUGAUGGAUAACGCUGGGGUUAGACUUGUUGACGCCUGGAUCGACCAUCCGAAUGUUACAGCCGUUCUCAAUGCAGGAGCCCUAGGCCAGGAAAGCGGAAAUUCCAUCGUGGACAUCCUCUUCGGCGACGCAAAUCCCUCAGGGAAACUCCCAUACACUAUCGCGAAGAACGCAAGCGACUACAACGGGCAGAUCUGUGAGUGCUGCGAGUGCGACUACACAGAGGGUCUGUAUAUCGACUAUCGCCAUUUCGAUCAGGCAGGCAUCGAGCCGCGGUAUGAGUUCGGGUUUGGGCUUUCUUAUACAACAUUCAACCACUCCAACCUGGAUAUUGUAUUCACUUCAGGGUCUGAUACAGAUGCCCUGGGUCCAUACGCCACCAGCUCGACAAUACCAGGCGGUCCUUCAGAUCUAUUUGACCAAAUCCUAACCAUAUCUGCCGAUAUCACGAACACAGGCAAUGUAGCCGGAGCAGAGGUUGCACAGCUGUACCUUGCCUUCCCGGAGGCUGCAAAGGCACCAGUGCGCCAAUUACGGGGGUUUCAAAAGGUAUACCUGGAGCCCGGGGAGACGCAGACGGUUGCGUUUCCUAUUCAGCGGCGGGAUUUGAGUAUUUGGGACUCGGAGAAACAGGGAUGGGCGAUUGAAGGAGGAAGUUUUACUGCAUGGCUUGGGAGGAGUAGUCGGGACUUUACGGGGAAGGCCGAUUUUAAUGUUUUCACAGCUUAAGUGCUGCCUAAGUAGGGCUGGACGAGUGGUCUGGCCGGGGUAGCAAGUUUCUGAAUAGGAUUAUGAGGCACUUCGGAGGGUUAUUGUGUGGGGAUUGCAAGCAAGAGGAUUAAAGAAGUGAAUUGGAUACGUCUACCGGAUAUGAGUGAUCCCAAAGGCCAUUGUAUAAUGUAAAAAGGACGAACGAGCGGCAUUUGAUCGCAUUGAUCUCACAGCAAUACCGCCCACUGCUCGUCGCAAUCCUCUUCUGCCUAUACAACUUGUGUGACCGUGGCCGUCUCGACAACUACUACAGUCUCUUGAUUCGAGUUCGAUUUCGGAUUCCCUCCCUGGC
Messenger RNA from Aspergillus versicolor CBS 583.65, 2808 nucleotides. RefSeq lists its product as uncharacterized. The record is from RefSeq and is a predicted model, not a curated record. NCBI's taxonomy places the organism in Eukaryota, Fungi, Ascomycota, Eurotiomycetes, Eurotiales, Aspergillaceae. Bases 243 to 2474 code for a protein of 743 amino acids. Gene Ontology annotation, biological process: glucan catabolic process. The transcript has 8 exons. Gene Ontology annotation, molecular function: beta-glucosidase activity.